Helianthus annuus (common sunflower) is the source of this 1021-nucleotide messenger RNA. Its product is annotated as INO80 complex subunit D. NCBI's taxonomy places the organism in Eukaryota, Viridiplantae, Streptophyta, Magnoliopsida, Asterales, Asteraceae. The coding region runs from base 191 to 901 and encodes 236 amino acids. The record is from RefSeq and is a predicted model, not a curated record. The transcript is spliced from 2 exons. Gene Ontology annotation, cellular component: NSL complex.
AACCCAAAGGACCAUUCAUGCCAUAACCCUAACAAACAACCAAUCCCAAACUUACAAACCACCACCUCGCUUUCUCGCGCGCUUCAUCUCUUUCUCCCAUGGCUUCCACACCGCCACCCAAACCCUAGCAUCUCCGCCGCCGGCAAUCUACCGCCACCACACUCCACCGGAGCCAAAUUCACCACUCUCAAUGGAUCCUCCACCUUCACACCACCCAUUCACCACCAAAAUCACCACCAAUUCCGCCUCAAUUAUCAAACAAUCACCGGAAGACGAGUACCUAUCGAAUUCCACUCAUCUAUCUCGUCAACAGGUCCUCAAUCGUCGAUCGCACAACAUGCAGCAACUCUCCAAGUGUUAUCGCGACCAUUAUUGGGGCUUAAUGGAGGAAAUUAGGGUUCGGUACCGUGAGUAUCUGUGGAAAUUCGGUGUGAGUCCGUUUCAGGACGAUUGUAACGAAGAUGAGAAGGUUCGAGACGGAAUUGAUGACGCGAUCGUUGUUGCAGGUGACGUCACCUGUGUUUUCAAUGGAUGUAAGACGAAGGCCAUGACGUUGACCAGCUUCUGUCAUGUUCAUAUUUUAUCUGAUCCGAAGCAACAGCUGUAUAAACCGUGUGAAUUUCUUCUCAAGAGCGUGCAUGGAGGACUUGUGCCCUGUGGAAAGCCGGUGCUACGGUCAAUUGUACCCUCGCUCUGCAGCAUACACUAUCUGAAAGCGCAACAACACGUGGUUCGGGCUUUGAGGAAGGCGGGUUUAAACAUAACUUCUAUGAAUAAGUCUGGUCCAAAGUUUCAUGUGGUCGUGACGGAGUAUGUUAGGGAAAUUCAGGAGAAAAGGAAGAAGAAUGGUUCGAUGGCAAAUAAGAAAAAGAUUGUGCCUAAGCUUGAAAUUGAGAAUUAAGUGCCUAUUAGUUGGGGUAUUAUGGUCUCUUUUGCAGUGUUUUGGCAAUGUACAAAGUUUAAAGCAGAGUUUGCUAUUUUAAUAGUUUUAAAUCAUAUUAUUGGUGGGUUAUUUUUUUUC